UAGCUUAAGUUUAGGGCAAGGCUUUGGGUUAGUAACUAGGUACGUGAAGACAGUGAUUAACUGACUUAAAUUUGAAUAAUCUUUUAAUGUGUUACAUUUGAAUUCUUCAAUGUUCUUAGUGCCAUGAGAACUUCGUGUAAAAAACGACUACUCGUGGAAUUAUUAUUUCAAUUUUAUUGACUACUCUGGGAACGUACAGCUGUCUUACUAGUUGAAGUUAUUCCUACUCUUAGAAAUUAGAAUCCUAGUCCUAUAGCUUCAGCUGCAGUGACUCCUCUUGUAUGUGCAUUUGCAUUACUCCUCCACGACUUACUUAUUUAGUUAUACCGAGUCUUGAAUAAUAAUAUCAACAAGGUUGAAAUUAAGCACCCGUGAAUGAAUUGGUUUAGGUAAGACUAAGAAGCCCAUCUUUUCAUUGCAUUAGAUAAAUAUUUUUACGAUUGUUCCUUGAAUUUAACUAAUACUAGUAGUAAUAUUGAGUGAAUAAACUACAGUAACAACUAGGCAAUGACUCGUAUGAAACUGAAGACUAAAUUAAGUGUAGCAAAAAAACAUAAAUACAUGACACAUAGAUAUGAUCUAAUGAUAAAAUAUUUUCGGAAGUGAUAUUCCUAGUGAAGACCUAUACCAGACACACUUUUUUUUAAAGAAAAGGAGAAGAAUGUUAUUUUUAUUUUCCAUCUAUUGUGAUUUGUUAUAAUAUGAAAUAGCUCAUUUGGAUGUAUAACAAAAUAAUGUCAGCUAAAGGAGAAAAGACAGAUUUGUCUCGCCCUCGAGGUGGAAAGCUAGCCAAACGAGCUCGGUCAUUUAAGGAGGAUAUAAUUGGUAAAAUUGCUCAAAAGCGUGGUCCCCUGUCACCAGGGAAAGCUUCUAAAUUAAAGGGAAAAGUUAUUGAAGGAGAUUCAGAAACUGAAGAAGUUGGGAAAAGUCGAACAGGAAAUGAAAUUGAAGACUUACACACUGAUGUUCAGGACUUAAGAACUGCCCUACGAUUCAUUCAAGAAGUUGUUGAAAAAGAAAAAACUGUAGAAGUUUUGCCAGGUUGUGCCAAUUUGGUUUUAGAAACUGUUUUUAACAUUCAAUCGUCAUUGAAAAGGGUGCUAAAUAAUGAUCAGAGUUCGCUAGUGCUAUCUUCAUUCAGUCAGGUUUAUCAAACCCUGGCUAAUUUAAUCAAGUGGUCUGAUAAUGCUCUACAUGUUACUAACAAUUCUGAUACAACUAUUGUAAGUAAUGUUUAUGAAAUUAUCCAGCAAUUACAAGAAGCGGUAGAAGCUCUGGUACAACUUUUUAUGAAUAGAGUAAAAAAUAAAGAUAAGUUAAGCCCUGGUUUGACAAGUUCUGUUCAAGAGUCAAUUACAGUAAAACCAGAUAGCCCUCAGAGAAAUUCCUUGCCAGAUAUUCCGUUGACACCUCGUGAACGAGAGAUUUUAGAAAAAACUAAGUUCGCAGAGUUACAUCAAAACAGUCAGUCUUUAGAAACUAAACGUCUACAUCAUUCAGCAUCUUCUGAUAGUAUACUGAAUUCUGAUACUCAGAAAGUGAAAGAAGAAAACAUCCCACCUCCUAAACCCCCUCUUCCUUCAAAGAAAGAUUUAAAUUUACAUUAUUUGUUUAAAGCAGGAUUAUCGGAACCAGCACCUCCAAUUCCUCCGAAGAAACGUAAUGUAAAUGGCCCAAUGGCUUGUUCACAGAUAGAUUCUGGAGACUCUUCCAGAAGUCCUCAUGAUGUACAGAAUAUCUGGAGUUAUACAUCUGGUAACUUUUCAAAUUAUAUAGCUUCUUCGGUAGUUAGGACUGAUGCCACAUCAGUAGGCUUUCCUCAUUGGAAUAGCCCUUAUGAUUUCUUUUCAUCAACACCUGUCAGUAAAUCUCUGGGUAGCAGUGUGGAUUCAAAUUUGGAUUAUUCAACUGAUGACUUGCAAACAAUGAGCACACCAAAAGGUUUUCUGUUCAACCAGAAAAACCAAGAAGUGAGUAUUCAUCAGUUAGGAUUUUCUCAUACUGAAAGCUACAGAAAUCUUUCAGCAAGUGUUAGGUCCCCAGUAUCAACUGAUUUGGGAAGGAUGGUAGAAUCGUGUGUUAGCCACUUCUCAAAAGAAAGUAAACAGACAAAUCUGAUAAUCACUUCAGGAAUGGGAUCAGAAAACACCAGUCCUGAACAUCCUCCUGCCCUCCCAGCUAAACAGAGAGUGGCUCCAAGAACUCGGAGACCUUCUCAAUAUGAUAACGUACCAACAUAUACUUUUUUACUGGCUGAAACAAAUGGCUUUGGAAUGGUGGGUACCUCAGUAUGUUCUCGAGGUCACAGUCCUCAGCCAGUUUUGGAACAUCAGAGUUGGGUGGAUGGUAGUCAUGAUCCGACAUGUCCUAUUCAUAGUACCAGACAUACCCCAGAAGUUGGAGAUCCACCACCAUUACCUAUGAAAAAGAAAAACAUUAUGGCAUAUAUGCAAACACUGUCAUACCAACCAGAUGAAGGAGAUAUCUUAUGCCACUCACAAUUUACCUUUCAUGCAAUGGAGACAAGAUUACAACAACAAAACUUUAUUCUGACCCAACCACAGUCCUCCAUAACUGCUCGGGUGUCCAGUUCUGAAGACUCUGUGAUCUCAGAUGGUCAGAGCAGUCUAAGUAGUUUAGAAAGGAGCUUUGGAGAUGAAGAACAGCCAGCUUCUCCUGCUACUACACCACCAGCUUUGCCUCCUAAAAAGGGCAAGACACAGGUACCAAUACAGAAAGAAAACUCCCAGACACAGCUUUCAGAAUUGGACACUGAAAAUGCUUCAAGUAAAGAUGAGGAUAAAAUUUCAUCCCCAAUGGAAAAAGAGAGUGAACAGAUAAAAUCACCAACACCAAGUGUAAAAGAAACUGAAAACAGUCCACUAGAUGAACAGGAGGUUACCCAGUAUUUAAUAUGGAAGAAACCUAAUGAAGAAGGUCCAGAGGUUCGGGGUGGUCCAAUAGAUGCUAUCAUUGUUCAGGCUGCAAAAGCAGGUAAAAAAGACUUCCUUUAUCAGGAAGCUUUUCUUACAACAUACCGCACAAUUCUUUCCCCCAUGGAGCUGAUCAAUAAACUUUUGUACAGAUUUAAUAAAUUUAUUCACCUGAAUGAUUCAAAACAGCGAGCUGCUCGAAAUGUGUUUUCUCUGUUGGUGCGCGUUGCUGACGAUUUGUGUGUGAGCGAUAUUGAGCAUGGUGUUUUUCAAAAACUUUUAGAUUUUAUUUAUCAAUUGGUGAGUAGUGGAGAAUUAACAUUUGCCAGAGUUCUUCGAAAAACGGUAGUGGAGAAGUGUGAGGCUCAUCGUUUUUCUCAACAGAGUUUACAGAUCCUUCUGACUUCCUUAAAUGUGCAUACUUGUCAGGCAUCAUUACUUGACUUCAAGUCAGAAGUCUUAGCAGAACAGAUGACAUUAUUAGAUGCUGAACUUUUUCAAAAGAUUGAAAUUCCAGAAGUGCUAUUAUGGGUCAAGGAACAAAAAGAAGACUUGAGUCCAAAUUUAACUUCCUUCACUGAACAUUUUAACAAGAUGUCCUAUUGGGUGAGGUCCCGCAUCUUGGAACAGAAUGAUGCUCGAGAUAGAGAAAAAUACGUCACUCGUUUCAUUAAAAUACUCAAACAUCUUCGUAAACUGAACAACUUUAAUUCUUAUCUUGCAGUACUCUCUGCACUUGACUCGGCACCAAUACGCCGCUUAGAAUGGCAGAAAAAUAUUACCGAGGGCCUGAAAGAGUACUGUGCUCUGAUUGAUAGUUCUUCUUCCUUCCGAGCUUAUCGUCAAGCUCUAGCGGAGACGGAGCCUCCCUGCAUACCUUACAUUGGCCUGAUUCUACAGGACUUAACCUUCGUCCACAUAGGAAACAAUGAUUUCCUUCCCGAUGGUAACGUCAACUUUUCGAAGCGCUGGCAACAAUUCAACAUCCUCGAGAACAUGAGACGAUUUAGGAAAGCUCACUAUCCUUUCAAGAGGAAUGAACAAGUUAUCUCCUUUUUCAACAGGUUUGACGAGUAUUUGUGUGAAGAAUCCAUGUGGCAAAUCUCGGAAACUAUCAAACCACGAGGUGGUAAAAAGUGUUGAAUGAAUUGAAAGUUUUAACCCUAACUUAUAUUUUACUCUAAAUCCUCAUGCAUCGGUACCUCAUUAUGUAGCUUCUGUUAAAAGUUAUUAAAGUGUAAACAGCAUCCACUGGUGUACAGUUGUCAAAAUUCCAGUGAAUUUGUGUAUUAUAUGCUUCGGCAAAGUAGUCUUGUGUGUAUAUAUAUAUGCACAUUAUGAAACGUUCUCAUAAGUGAGAUUUAAUUAAUGAUAAUAUAUUUAGUAUAUAUUAAAUAGCUACAUGUGUGUGUGUAUAACUUAUUCUUUAUUAUACCUUGAUAUGCCAAGAUGUUUCAGCAUUUUUUGUGUGGUAGCUAUUUUUGUUUUCAGUGAUUAUGUGAUAAGGUAUAUCUGCCUUAGUGACUCAUAAAAUUUGGUUAGUAAAGUUCCCAACUGAUCUAGGUUUAACAGCUUGCCAAUGCUAGUGCCCUUAGAAUGUUUUGAUAAAAAUAGAUAAUUUUGUGUGUUUUACCUAGAAACAAAAGUAAUAUCUGUCCAAUUUUACAAAGUUAGACAUUUAUCAGUAUUUGAAAUCUAGCUUUUUGCAAUGUUUACAUAUUCACAAAGUUAAAAAAUGUUUGUUUGUUUUGGUAUGAGAGAAAAUUUACUGCAACUCUUAGCUUUAAGAGAGUUUUGAAAGAUCAGCUACACUACAUCUAUUUCAUCAAGGUUCUAUCAGUACUUUGUAAUUCCUAUGUUUCUGCCAAAAGUCACUGAGGUUUCAAAUUAUUUGAGACUUCCAAAGAGAUGUUUUUACUACACCAAAAUAGAAAGUUAAAGAGGAUUUGUGUAUUUGGUACUUCCAAUUUCAAAGCUAAUUAAGAAUUAAUAUUUUGGGUAAUCCUUCUGGAGCUGUUUUAAAGGUAUGUGAGUGAGGCUGAAGAAAAUGUUGUCUGAAGGAUUAUGGGAAGAAGCGUCUUUAGAUUUCCUUUAUAACAUCAAGCAUCAUUUUGGCAUCAUUGAUUAUUUCAUAGAUGUCAUGUGGUGGAGAAAAGGGACCAUUGAAAAAGUUUUUAACUUUUCAAUUGGUUCAGGGCCUGUAGUUUUAUUUCCAUGUCACUCAUCUGGUCAUACAGGUUUUUUUACUUUUUUCAGGACUGAAAUAAAAUUUGACCAGAGUUAAUUUUUUGUGCAUUCUGCCUAGGUACAGAGUAAUACCUGCUUGAAAUUAUACUAGUUUAUUUAUCAUACUUUGAUGCAUGCUGGGAUUCAUGGUCUUUUUUAAUACUUAAUGCAGUAAGUGUACUCAAGUAAAAUGAUAAGACUUCUGCAGGUAUUUAACUGAUUAUACACAACCUGAGCUAACAUAAAUUGGUUUAUUAUAAACAGCCAGUGAUAAGUAUAGAAUGUUUGUUUUGAUAGUAGUGUUACUAUACAUGUACAGCUGAAUUUCAUUGUUAUUUUCUACUGUGUUUAUAUAUAUAAACAUACACUCCUUUUGAAAAGCAUGUAGGUAAGACUCUUCUUUAGAUAUUAUUUUAACUGACCGUUCUACACAAGAAAACAAUGUUGCUAAUAAGUGAACAAAUACAGUGUAAAAUAAUUUUAACCUGAAAUUACCAGUGUGGAUUUCAAACACCUGAAACUGUUUACAGUGUACUAUAUACUCCUGAAACUGUUCACAGUGUACUCUAUACACCUGAAACUGUUCACAGUGUACUC
This is a messenger RNA of Limulus polyphemus (Atlantic horseshoe crab), 5756 nucleotides long. Its product is annotated as rap guanine nucleotide exchange factor 1-like. NCBI's taxonomy places the organism in Eukaryota, Metazoa, Arthropoda, Merostomata, Xiphosura, Limulidae. The record is from RefSeq and is a predicted model, not a curated record. Gene Ontology annotation, molecular function: guanyl-nucleotide exchange factor activity. The transcript has a single exon. Bases 720 to 4076 code for a protein of 1118 amino acids. Gene Ontology annotation, cellular component: plasma membrane. Gene Ontology annotation, biological process: Ras protein signal transduction; positive regulation of GTPase activity.